AUGAGUACUAACAAAGGACCAACCGAUAUUGCCUCCACUUCGGGAAUCAAACCGGUUGAUCAAACAGUUCUUACUCAUGUUCAAAGGUCUCCUGAGGUUCAAGAUUUUAAAUUCAAAUCUCUUGAUGACUUAGCAGACCUUCUUGAUAAGAAACUUUCUGGUUUAAAUAUUAUACCAAUUGAUUUAUCAAAAAAAUUUGCUGAUAAAAUUGAGACUGUUUCCGAUUACAAAACUGAAACGUGGUCAGAGAUUAAUAAGCUCAAGGGUUUAAUUAAACCCAAUAGCUUUACUGGCCAGCUUCGUGGCUGGUGGGAUAACUAUCUAUCUAUUGAAGAAAAGGAAACGGUUAUUAAUGCGACCGCCAUUGACGAAGGGGUUGAUAAUAUAGGCAUGGCUCUUGUUAAAGGAAGAGAAGAUGUUGUUUAUACCCUUAUCCUUAUAAUUCUAGAACAUUUUAAUGGUAGAUUUACCAAUCAGCAUGAGACCAUCCGUACUUUACUAAAUGGGCUUAGAUGUAGGACCCUUAGUGAAUUUAGAUGGUACAAAGAUACUUUUAUGAGUAGGGUUAUGGAGCUACGCGAAAACAAGUAUGAACAUUGGAAAGCUAAGUUUAUAGACGACCUUCCCUCCGUAUUCGCUGAAAGAGUAAGAAAAGCGUUAAGAGGUAGUUACGGUGAAAUUCCACAGCUUAAGAUUGAUAAGCUUAAAGAGAAAUCCCAAUUAGGUGACUUCUGUACCCAGUUCGGUUUACCCGGAACCUCUACUCAAAGUAAGAAGAAGAAGAAAAACAGAUAUCAUAGGUAUCCUAACCCUGAUAUCCCGUAUAAGAAAAUGAGGUCUAGAUAUAGAUCUAAGGAAGAGCGUGAUACUAGAAAAGCACAUCGAAAAUCUACUCGAUUUACGAAGAAUAGAUCAAAGAGAGAUCUCGCUGAUAUUAAGUGUUAUAAGUGUGGAAAAUUUGGGCAUAUCGCUCCAAAUUGCAAGCUUCAAAAGCUAAAGGCCUUAGAACUAGACGAUGGGUUACGUGACAAAGUUUAUAACUUGUCAUACACUUCCGGAUCAGAUUCUGAUUAUACUUAUUAUGAGACUGAGUCUGAAGCUGAGAUUGAUCUAAUAGAUUUAUCUGAAAGUAGUAAAGAUUUGGAUAAUGCUUGCGCCGCUUGUAAAGGAAUUUCUGAAUUUUCAAAUGAAAAGGGAAAAGAAAUCUCUGAUAAGAUUGAUUCGAUUAAUGAAAAUUCUGAUAUGUUUUUAGGAAUGAUGCAGGUUGUUAUGACUCAUAAGUGGUACAUUAAAUGUACUAUCUUGAUUGAUAAUAGUUUCUCUCUAACUGAUGUAGCAAUGAUUGAUAGUGGAGCAGAU
Messenger RNA from Nicotiana tabacum (common tobacco), 1359 nucleotides. NCBI's taxonomy places the organism in Eukaryota, Viridiplantae, Streptophyta, Magnoliopsida, Solanales, Solanaceae. The record is from RefSeq and is a predicted model, not a curated record.